Messenger RNA from Hibiscus syriacus, 1250 nucleotides. Its product is annotated as homeobox-leucine zipper protein ATHB-54-like. The transcript has 3 exons. NCBI's taxonomy places the organism in Eukaryota, Viridiplantae, Streptophyta, Magnoliopsida, Malvales, Malvaceae. Bases 291 to 1235 code for a protein of 314 amino acids. Gene Ontology annotation, molecular function: DNA-binding transcription factor activity, RNA polymerase II-specific; sequence-specific DNA binding. Gene Ontology annotation, biological process: positive regulation of DNA-templated transcription. Gene Ontology annotation, cellular component: nucleus. The record is from RefSeq and is a predicted model, not a curated record.
UUAAAGUUUUCGACUUUUGAUUCCGUGUAUAUUAAAAUUUUCAUUUUAAAAGGGGAAAUUUUCAAGCUGAUUACACCAUGAAACAAACUUCAAUCUUUCUCUCAUUUUGAAAGAACAUCUUUUGCGUUUUCUGUUUUUCAUUUUUUGGGUUUCACAGUUUCAAGUUUGUCCUUUCCCUUUCCUGGUGAUUUUAUGGAUGUAUUAAGCUUUUGUAGCAAUCGGAAUUUCACAGUACAGUGUUUGAUUCCCAUAAAGAAAAUUUUGCUGAACUUAUGAAUUGAUGUUCAUAGAUGAAUAUGGAGGGUGGCAAAAUCUGUGGUGGUUUAAACAUGAAUGCUUUGGUUCAAAGUGAACAACUUUCUUGUUCUUCCCAGGUUAUGGAGUCUUUAUGGAUACCCUCUUCUUCCUCUGCUCUGCAAGGUCAACAGCCGGUGAUUAGUUAUGAGGAUGCUGAUGGAAUGGAAACUGGAUUCUUCGAACCGGUUGACAAAGAAGACAAUGGAGACGAUGAUUUUGAUGGAUCGUAUCAGCCGGCGGAGAAGAAGAGGCGGCUGACCGCCACACAAGUUGGGUUCCUCGAGAGAAGCUUCGAGAUCGAAAACAAACUUGAGCCAGACAGGAAGUUGCAGCUCGCAACUGAACUCGGUUUACAGCCCCGACAAGUUGCAAUCUGGUUUCAAAACCGGGGUGCUCGGUUGAAGAACAAACAGCUGGAGAAAGACUACGAUUCCAUGAAAGCUAGCUACGAGAAGCUCAAGGCUGACUAUGAUAAUCUCCUCAAGGAAAAAGAUGGUUUGAGAAAUGAGGUACUUGAACUGAAAGAGAAGCUGUUGAUUAGAGAGAAAGGGUGUGAAAAUUUGGAAUCUCUUGAUGCCAUGAAUUCAUCCAAAACACCUCUUGGACAUGUGUCCCAUGUGUCGUUGUUGGCAUGUAAACAGGAAGAAGCGUGUUCGGCUAAAAGCGAUGUUUUCGAUUCCGAUCAUCAUUCUUCAUUGAUCGAGCCGGAGAAUUCGUCAAACGUUUUGGAACCGGAUCCAUCCGAUAUUUCGCAAGAUGAUGAAGAUAAUCUAAGCAAGAGCUUCCUGCACAUGCACCCACCAUUGUUCUUCCCAAAAUUCGAACUUGACUGUUAUUAUGAUGCACAUGGCGAUUCAUGUAAUUUUGAAUUACCGGUGGAAGAUCAGUCAUUUUGGUCUUCACCUUUGAUGCUUUUUGCACAUGAAGAUAAUCUAUGAUGCUUUUUGCAAUUG